AUGGCAUCGCAUCCAGACCAGCUUCUAGGAAGUACUGGUUCGCAAGAAAGUAAAGCGUCGGGGCUAAUUGAAAACGACCUCGCUUCCCUUUUGCCUGCCUCUCGGCGGACGAAGGAUGAUGAUUUGGCGGCGCCCGCUUGUUCUUCCGUUCUCGAUUCUGCCAAUGUCAAGUUCGAUCAGUUGCGACUAACUGCCAUUCAUGACUGGGUUGAUGAGGAGACCGAUCUCCGUCGGCUAGCCGAUAUCCACAACUGGCUAUGGAUCGCGGGUCGGCCCAUGCCGCCGCGUCCGCUCCAUCAGCAGCGCCUGCUCAACCGCGAGAUCGUAAUCACUGAGAAGCUGGACCUGCACCUCGUGUGGACGGCCGAUCGCAUCUUCGUCAAGCCGCUGUCACGCUUCCUCCUUGAGCCGCACUUCUGGGCGAAAGUCCUCCAGUGUCAUAGGGUGCCCGUCUCCAACGCAGACCCGUGCAGCUGCGGUGGUCGGCGGGAACGCGCGCUCGGCUUCCUCUUCUCGUAUGCGGCCCUCAUAGCGCACGAGAGCGACUUUCACAUCGCCAAAGAGAUGCACCUUAUUCCCGAAGAGGUACAGUGGUUGGCGUGGCGGACGGCCGUGCGGGAGUUCCUAGGCACUUCGUUCGUCUACCCCUGGAUCGACCCCCGCUUUUACUAUGGGGAGCUCCGCCUCAGCCGGCUCAACAAGAUCUACUUCUUUUGGAAGACCCCGUUCCGCGGCUAUAUGUCUCGCUGGAACCAGUACGGCUCAUUCUUCCACGACAACUUUGCGCUGCUGGCCAGCUCGACCGUCUAUAUCGCUGUCGUCCUGACGGCGAUGCAGGUCGGUCUCGCCACGGAAGCUCUCCAAGACAACGGAGCCUUCCAGUCGGCCUCGUACGGCUUUACCAUCUUCGCCAUCUUGGGGCCUCUGGCCGCUGCAGCUUUAGUUAUAGUCACGUUCUGCUACAUGUUCAUUGGGAAUUGGAUUGCCACACUGCGUUACAGCAGGAGGAGGUUCGAACGAAUCGAAGGUCGGUAA
This is a messenger RNA of Colletotrichum godetiae, 1035 nucleotides long. RefSeq lists its product as uncharacterized. NCBI's taxonomy places the organism in Eukaryota, Fungi, Ascomycota, Sordariomycetes, Glomerellales, Glomerellaceae. The record is from RefSeq and is a predicted model, not a curated record. The transcript is spliced from 2 exons. The coding region runs from base 1 to 1035 and encodes 344 amino acids.